Molecule: messenger RNA, 3288 nt
Organism: Megalobrama amblycephala (Wuchang bream)
Lineage: Eukaryota; Metazoa; Chordata; Actinopteri; Cypriniformes; Xenocyprididae
Product: inter-alpha-trypsin inhibitor heavy chain H3-like
Exons: 22
Coding region: 40-2784 (914 amino acids)
Biological process (GO): hyaluronan metabolic process
Molecular function (GO): serine-type endopeptidase inhibitor activity
Source: RefSeq, a predicted model, not a curated record
CAAAGCAUACACAAGGGUUCAGAGUGUUUAAAGUCCUGAAUGCGAUUGAGCAGACGGUGCACCAUGUAUGCAGGGUGGAUAUUUUGUGUGUUUGUGUGCGUAUGUUUUACUUCAGGGUCUUUUGAGACGCUGGUCAUCACAAAGGGCACUGAGCAAUGGGACAGCGAAACCAGCAUGACCAGGCUCUUAAAGAAACGAAGUGUGAGCAGUGCUGAGAUAGAGAUACAGAGCGUGAAGGUGGACUGUAAGGUGACAUCACGUUUCGCCCACACUGUCAUGACCACGAAAGCUCUCAAUAAGGCCAACAUCUCAAAGGAAGUGUCUUUUGAGGUGGAGUUACCAAAGACCUCCUUCAUCACCAACUUCAGCAUGGAGAUUGAUGGCAAGACAUAUACAGGUGUGGUGAAGGAAAAAGAGAAGGCCAAGCAGCAGUAUGAGAAGGCUGUGUCAUCUGGUCAGACUGCUGGUUUAGUCAAGGCUUCAGGUAGAAAAACUGAGAAGUUUUCUGUUUCGGUGAACAUCGCAGCAGACAGCAGUGUCAUAUUUAUUCUCACCCAUGAGGAACUUCUUCAGCGAAAGUUUGGCAAAUAUGAGCUCAUGAUCAGAGUCAAACCCAAACAGCUGGUCCAGCACUUUGAGAUUGUGGCAGAUAUCUAUGAGCCUCAGGGAAUUGCAUUUGUGGACGCCUAUGGUACAUUCAUGACCAACGAGCUGCUCCCUCUAGUGGAGAAAACUGUAACUGAUAAGAAGGCCCAUGUGUCUUUCUCUCCAACACUGGAUCAACAGAGGAAAUGCUCAGAGUGCGACGGCACACUCAUUGAUGGAGAUUUCUUCAUUAAGUAUGAUGUCAACCGUCCUCAUGACAUUGGUGACAUUCAGAUUGUGAAUGGAUACUUUGUGCAUUUUUUUGCACCAGCCAGUCUUCCAAGAGUACCAAAGAUGGUUGUUUUUGUGAUAGACAACAGCGGCUCUAUGGUGGGAAAUAAAAUGAGACAGACCAAAGAGGCCCUAGUGACCAUUCUGGGUGAACUCCCAGAGGACGACUACUUUGCGAUCAUCGUCUUUUCAUCCACUUUCGUUGUAUGGCGGCCACAUUUAAGUAAAGCAACAAAGGAAAAUGUGCAUGCAGCCCAGGAAUACGUCAAAACAAUUGAAGUUAUUGGUAGUACAGAAUUGCAUGAUGCUGUCAUUCAUGGUGUGGAGAUGCUGUAUGAAGAACAGCGUAACGGGACAGCCCCAAAGAAUAUGGUACUGAUGAUCAUUUUGCUGACUGAUGGGGCACCAAACACGUGGCCAAGAGGUCUUCCUGAGAUCCAAGAGAGCAUUCGUAAUACAAUUAAUGGGACUAUCACCCUGUUCAGUUUGGCCUUCGGUAACGAUGCAGACUAUGGAUUUUUGGAUACUUUGAGCAAGCAGAACAACGGCAUAGUUCGCAGGAUUUACGAGGACUCAGAUGCUCCGCUUCAGCUAAAGGGAUUUUAUGAAGAAGUGUCAAGUCCUCUACUUUCAGAGGUGAAUUUUCACUAUCCGGACAACACUGUCAACUCAUUGACAAGAAGCCAUUUUAAACAGCUAUUCAACGGCUCAGAGAUCAUGGUCGCUGGCCGACUUAACGACUUAAAUGACAUUAACGACUUUGCAAUUGAAGUGUCCGCACAAGGGUUUGAAAAUAAUUUUGAGUUGAAAGGUCAGGCGAAUGCUCAGAAGUGGGAUACCAUAUUUCCUGAUGAAGAGUAUAUCUUUGGGGACUUCACUGAGCGUCUCUGGGCGUAUCUGACCAUCCAGGGGCUUCUGGAUAAGAAAGACAAAGGUACACCAGAGGAGAAAGGAAAUGCCACUGCUGAUGCUUUGAGCCUUUCAUUAAAGUACAACUUUGUUACACCGCUUACCUCCAUGGUCGUCACUAAACCUGUAGAUGUGGCCAAAAACGACACGUUCAUUGCAGACAAGCUGACUGAAGAGGAACGAGGAAAAGCUGGAAGAUAUGGUUACUCAGCAAUACCGGCCAGCUACUCCCAUAAGAGCUAUGCACCUACAUAUUAUGUUGAUGGAGAUCCACACUUCAUUAUUGAGCUGCCAGACCAGAAUGAUGCUCUGUGCUUCAACAUUGAUGACAAACCUGGAACCAUCUUCAACCUGGUUAGAGACCCACUUACAGGUAUUGUGGUCAAUGGCCAAACCAUUGGCGAUAAGAAGGUCAUCCCUGGGGAAAAAGUAAACACCUAUUUUGGGCGCUUUGGAAUCGUUCACGAGAAGUUUGGUAUCAGAUUGAUGGUGAGCACAAAAGAGAUCUCAGUAUCUGAUGAGGGAAAACAAGCAAAAUUCUUCUGGACUGAUACUGCCACGGUUAAAGGGCCCAACAUGGAUCUGCAGGUGAUCAAAGAUCGCAGUUUAACAGUGACUUUGAGGAACUCAGUCAAGUUUCUUAUUAUCCUGCACAAAGUCUGGCAGAAGCACCCGUAUCAUCAAGACUACCUCGGGUUCUACACUGUGGACAGUCACCUCUUUUCAAGCAAUGUCCACGGCCUGCUUGGUCAGUUCUACCAUGGAUUGGAGUUUGAAGUGGGUGAACCGUUUCCAGGAAAGGAUCCAAACAAACCAGAUGCCAUCAUGUUUGUGAAGGGACGAGAGCUUGUAGUUACCAGGGGUUGGCAGAGAGAUUUCAGACAAGAUGUGAAGAACGGAGAACAAGUGCCCUGUUGGUUCAUUCACAAUAACGGCACCGGACUGCUUGAUGGAGUUCACUCAGACUAUAUCGUCUCUGGCCUCUUCAAGACAAUCUAACAAUGAGCCUCUAAACCAGACAAAACGAUGAUUAACAACCGUUACCAAACAGAUGAUUUAAGAGCUCAAAAAUGUCAUCAUCAAAAUUAUCAGGCCAUCAGCCUUUAAAUGUAACGUUAACAGAUAAUUUGUACUUGAAACUAGUGUUUCAAAAUAUUGAUUUUUUCAAUAUAUAUCUGUAACGAAAUACUCAUAAAUACUCAUUUUUGAUACACUAAUACUGCCAGGUGAGCUUUCUCACUCUUUCUUCUCUCGGACAGCAAGUUGAUACACACUGCAGUGUGUGUAUUUUAAAGGACAAGUUUGCCAAUUUUCAAUCAGCUUUGUAGCAAAAUCCAUGCUGUGAGUUUAACAAGAGUUUGGGAUAUUUCACUUUUCUAUUUUCACUUUGGCAUUAUUUCCAAUAUUUUGUGUUGAUUUGUAUUGUAUCAAAGUUAGAAAUUCCAGUAUCAUGACAACACUGAAAUAUGUGUAAAUUAGAAAAUAAAAGAUUGAAAUGUGAAA